This is a messenger RNA of Echinostoma caproni, 594 nucleotides long. The record is from the annotation of a GenBank genome assembly. NCBI's taxonomy places the organism in Eukaryota, Metazoa, Platyhelminthes, Trematoda, Plagiorchiida, Echinostomatidae.
AUGACAAGGUACAGUGAUUUGUUAGGCUGCCUGGAAUGGAGAGCUAAUCCAACGAUUGUGGGACGAGCUCCACGACCGAAAUCGGCCAAUCAUCGUCUGGACAUUCCAUCGAUUGGUGAACUACCCCGACCGGAAGCAGAACAAACCAAUUCGAGGUCUUCCAUGUGCACUCGCACGUUAUCCGAAUGUGCAUCCAGCUGCCCCGAGUCGGAUAUUGUCAAAUCAAGUCGCGGCUCGCAGCGCAACAAGGCCAUCGGUGGUGCGGACGCUCUGUUACGUCGUCUACGGAUGAGGCCAUUGAGUAAAGGUUCUCGCGCAAAGACACCGACCCCGGUGGGUAGUGAGAUUGCCGGCAGAUUAGCAUCCGCACCAGUUCGUUCCUCAUCGACACCGCGAACAAGCUGCAUGUCGAAAAGUUUUAUUGAAUGGUCCGGCGGAGCAGAAACUUGUGUGUUCCCCAGCUGUUCACAUGGUUCUCGUUUGAAUAUGACUACGAACGAAGAGUCCAGUUUCCUACCUCCAGUCACCAAUCCACAACGGACGGAAAGUUAUCCGACGGUGAGUGCUUUGUGUGCACACACAUUUCUACGAUAG